AUGUCAGUAAUAUCUAAACAAAUCAGCCAACUUUACAAGUUUGGCAUCUUCACCUCAACAUCCAUCAGCCAACAGAAAAAGAAAGACAAAAUGUCUAACAAUCACCUGGACCUUCAACCAGAUCAGGAAAAAGCCAUUCGCGGCGAUGCAGUCCCGAGGCUCCUCGAUCACAGUGACAGCCGAGCAGCACUUAUUCGUGGCAUUCGUCUGCACUAUGACUUUGCCAUGAGUGAGCCCGUCACCCGCCUCAGCUCCUCCAUUUCUCUGAUCGCUCGAGCCCGCAACGCUCGCCGCAUCAUGAGUAACGAUAUUCCAGAGCGGAUGGCGCCGGAAGAGCAUCCAUAUUGUAUAUGGUAUCCCGAUAUCGCAACUGAGGAUACUUACCGUUCUCUGGCUUCCAAAUUCCCCGAUAUGCGUUACCAAGUCGGUCGUGCUUGUGCUGCAGCUGGCUAUUACGCUCUUUUUCACGAACUUGACCUUUUACCUGAAGUUUCUAUUGCUGAAGAGGCACGAGAGAGCGAAGCAGAGGGUGCGAAGCUCAUCUAUGAAGAGAUCAUGGGUUUUAAACAUCGCUACGCAAUCAUGGAUGACUGCACACGUUCCAUUGAACUUGAGGACUAUAAAUGUCCAGCGUAUCUGAACGGUGAUACCGAAGUGCGCUGGCGCUUGGCAGCUCGACAAGGCAUCAAGAACAGCCGCAAACAAGACCUCCUUCCAUGCAUUGAAGAGGACAUGCAUAUUGGUCUUGAGGACCAGGAAUUGGAGGAGCGUUACAGUAUUUUGUCUGACGAAGAGGCAAAGCUACUGUACACUCCUCUGCGUCAGGAUCUACCGACGGUGAAAAAGACAUUGUUAAUACAGAUGGCCGCUCAUGACGGCAACAUUGAGCGUUAUGCUCGGCUCACCAACUCUGGAAGGACCCUGACACUUCUAGAUAGUGAGUGUGUAGUCCGGGGUAUUUUGCAUCACACCAUGUACGCUCGUUGGUGGGCGGACCAGAUUAAGAACAACACCAUCUACGCCAAGUCUGCCCCAUACGUAUGGGAUCUCCAGCGAGCGAUAAUGGCACGUCGCAUCAUGAUCAACGACCUAUCUGCCUUUGAAAACGGCUGGCCCACUGGAGUCCCUAUGCCCUACAUCAUCUGGUGGCCGUUACGUCCAGAUCGCAAUCUUCUUAUGCUCCUGCUUGAGCACGUACCAGAGAUGAAGAGGCAGAUCGCAGCAGCAGCGAUUGUCUGCGAUUAUGAGAGUCUUUACAAAUGGCUUGAUCCAGAACCGAGCUGGCAUCUGUGGGUGGUUGCUUCCGAGUUCUCUGCCAACCCGUUCUACCGUGAGGAUCAGGAGAAGCGUGGAAGGGAAAAGGACAUUGAUGUGGAGGAUGGAAGGUGUGAGGAAAGUUACUACCGGGAGUUGAUGCAGACGAAAGAAAUCACAGUGGUUGAUGAGCAUGAAGGGAAGAUUCGGGACAGUGUUGAGAAGCGUAGGGUGCCGAACAGUGAAUGGGACGAGAUGCUUAGUACUGGCCUUGUACAGAUCAGGGUCUGGCAAGGCGUUGGGAAGGUAUCACCAGAAUAG
Molecule: messenger RNA, 1575 nt
Organism: Fusarium poae
Lineage: Eukaryota; Fungi; Ascomycota; Sordariomycetes; Hypocreales; Nectriaceae
Exons: 1
Coding region: 1-1575 (524 amino acids)
Source: RefSeq, a predicted model, not a curated record